Messenger RNA from Toxoplasma gondii ME49, 2357 nucleotides. RefSeq names its product histone lysine methyltransferase, SET, putative. The coding region runs from base 602 to 2221 and encodes 539 amino acids. The record is from RefSeq and is a predicted model, not a curated record. The transcript has a single exon. Lineage: Eukaryota; Apicomplexa; Conoidasida; Eucoccidiorida; Sarcocystidae. Gene Ontology annotation, molecular function: methyltransferase activity; protein binding.
UGCCUCUUUUCCUUUUUCACCGUCAAAAUUGACUGACUGGCAUGCAGUACACGAGCGCAUGCGAGACUGCCAAAGGACCCUUGCUGGCUCUGACAGUACAUUUUGGAGAGUUCCAAGUCUUCCCCAAAGCCAAUUUAUUCGUAGAGACCCCUUGCUUCGAGCACGAAUCGCUCUUGUUGCCGUUUAUCUGUCUUUUCGUUGAUCCAUGUCUGCCCUCUAAAUUCGUCGGUUCGGGACUCGUGGUUCACCGGUGCAUGCAAACGCUGGUCCCCUACACUCCGACUUUAAUUGCGUGUUCGUAUCGACAUGUUUGAGAAGAAAGAGAGCAGUAGUUUCGUCUUAUCCGAAUGAAGGCAGGUGGUGUUCUCUCGCUUCUCACUCCAGCCCGAGAUACAACAUCGCAUUUCCAUUGUGACAAAAAAAAAUCCAACAGAAGGCGCGGUGUUGCUUAAUAUACACUCGAACAAACGGCGGAUUAGACAUUGAUAGCGUGUUUUCUAACUUGGUCGAUGGUUCACAACUUCCGAAAAAAACGAACUGUUUCAUCAUCGGCUCCCGCUCCCGCGUCAAACAAGAGUUCCUUCCGCCCUCGGUGAGCACCAUGGCUACUCCUGCUCUGUCUCCCGGCGCGUGCGCUGGUGAGUUUUCGCCCUCGACCUUGCUCGGCUCUUCGCCAUACUUUGUGAUGCAGAAACACCCUCGCGUGGAGGCCCGGGGAUUCGGCUUAUAUUCGGCCAUGGCUUUGCCGGCGGGGUUUCGGUUCUACGAGGAGUCUCCGGCGUGUGUUCUGCAGCAUGCCAUGAACAAGAGCCUGGUGCGCGCGUGUUGUCAGUGCCAGCGCGUCGUGGGUCAUGCAGGGGCGCAGCUCCGGCACCUUUUUGCGGCGGCCAAUCCGGAGGUUUUGUCGGACUUUGACCACUUGCCAUCAGGCACAUUCCCCGACUCGUGCUUUGCCUCCGUCAUCGAGUGCCCUGGUGGCUGCGGGGAAGUGUACUGCUCCCAGGAGUGUCAGCGCGUGCACCUGGAGCGGAGCCACCGGUUUCUCUGUGUAGGACCUUUGAGCGAGACUCACCCGCUGGUCGCGUUCAAGAGACUCUGUCUGGAACAGACGGAAAUUCUGCUUCUGGCUGCCGAGGCCAUAUGCGCCGUGGUGACGCACGCAGUGGAGAACGUGUGUUUCCCCUUUCUCUCUGGCGGGCCGCAGCGUCCUGCGGACUCGUCGCUCUGCGACGGCGUAUCAGAGGCGGCUGAGAGAGCUGAACUGCUGCAUCGCGAGCACAGCCGCGUUCGGGAACUGGUCGGGGAGAACGCCCGAGAAGUCCGAACAGAGGCGGAGCGACUCUUCCGAGUCCUGCUGGAUUUUGCGCACGACCGGUGGGAGUUUCUAGGGGAAGAUGAGGGCGGCCUGGCGGAGGCGUCCAUCGCGCAUGAGAGGAAGGAUGUGCUGGACCUCGCGUGUCGCCAACUGUUCUCUGCGUUUUCAGGCGAUGGAACCGCUGGACUUCCGGAGGGAAAUCCCGCCGCCCAACAGCCUGGCGCGCAAAUUGUCGCCUCGUUUUUCCAGCAGUCAAGUGAACUUCUGUCGCGCAUCGCAGGCUUGCUGGAGAAAACCAACUCGCACGUGGUGGUGGCGUCUCCGCUGAACGCGUUUUUCCGGGGGUGGCUCGCGAAUGCCCCUCUCGCAGGGCAUUCCCGAGACGUCCUUGCGUUUCUGCUGAGGGAAAAAGAAGUUGCGAUGAUCCGCGCGCUCGGAGAAGAGGAAGACGAGUCAGACGAAGAAGAUGAAAUGGAGGAAACGCCCGAGCUUGUCGAGCGCCGAAGACAGCGGCGGGACCUUCUGUCAUCGCGGUUCGCCGACGUGCCCUGCGAGGCACUUUUGCCUGAAAGUACCGCGGACGAAAAGGCACAAGACCCAACAUGCGGGAAGGGCAACCGGAUUCGAGAGCUCGUCCGGCCACACGCUUUCCCCGAUGUCCACGGAACUGGGUUCUACCCGUCUAUAGGGCGAAUGAACCACUCGUGUGCACCCAACGUCCGCCUCGAGUUCCCAUACGGAACCAACAGAGUAGCGCUCGUGACAACGAGACCGGUACAGCCGGGAGAAGAGCUCUGCAUUUCGUAUGUGGACGGCAUCGAAACAAUGUCCGCCGAGGAACGGGAGGAUGCUCUUGAAGUCUUCGGCUUCAAGUGCAGUUGUGACGUGUGCUACCGGCCUCGGUAGACGGGAGGCGAAUGGCAGGCGCAGUUGCGUUCGGCGCCUUACAAAAAACCGUGGUGAGGAAGUCAACCCUUUGAAGACAAAAGAGUGUCAUCUACACCCGAUACAUGGUCACUGUGGGCCGUGAGACAAACCCCAG